CAUCACACAACCAGACAGGACUCGCGAUGCUAACAACCCGGGUUAGCCAUGACAAUGCUCUGUUAUUGACCAGCUCUUCUCUCUUGACGGCUAAUUGAACCCUCCCUAAACUUCCAUGGGACUUAUGUGGAACGGAGGCUCCAAGGCGUCUUCAUGACUCGAAAUAAUCUUCGCGACCAAUUGACCUGGUUACUCGCGAAUGUUGGUCAGACCGCGCCAGACGCGCCUGUCCCGCCGCCAGCUCGAGACCACCCCGACCGCAACCCUUCGUCCGAUACGCCUCUCUCUCAGGCGACUCUUGCCGGAGCACGCCCGGAGACGCGUGUCAAUCCUAUUCCCGCCUCGUCUCUGUACCCGGUUCUGCCGAGCCCCGCGUCCCUCCCUCCGCAGUGGACAAAUGGACCGACGAAAUCCCCGGCGAGACCCUCUGAGCCACCCGAGAGAGCCGGUGGAACCGGUCCCGCGGAGGAGAGGAUGGGCCGCCCCUUGCCUAAAUCCGGGUCCAGACGACCCGGCCUAGUCAUGCGCGAGGAACAAUUGCCCACUCCGACAUCUACCGGCGCCGCCACCGGCUCCCUUACGAAGGAGUAUGACGCGUUACUAAAGAAUUCGAAUGCCGCCGGUGUUGCGAAUUCUGCGAAGAAGAGGGCCUCAGCGCAACGUCAGGUUCCGACCCCGGCAUCGGCGAUUCGGAGUGAAAAUACCCUCGACGUGCUGGAUCUGACGGGGGGGGACGACGAGCUGACUUCGCCCAAUUCUGCCGCGUUUACUAGCAAUGGCUCUGCUGCGCACACGGGGUUGGCUUCUACGACUGAGGAUACGACCGAGUUUGGAACCGACGUCAUGGUAUGGCAGGAGGACUACGCGAUGCGGCCAGAGCCUGUCCCCGUCUCAGAGAACUCGGAGGCCUUUGGGAGCGACGUCAUGGUAUGGGAGGAGGAGCACGCUAUGCGGCCGGAGCCGUUAACUCCCAAGCGUGGCCAGAAGCGAAAGAGCGAUCAGAUCAGCCAGCCGCCUCCUAUGCCUACCGUACUUGAUGACUUCCCGGACAUCUACGAACUUCUGUCGGAUGACGAUUUUCUGCCGUCUCGGACGAGGCGAUCUCCGACAAAGUCGCCGGCAAAGGCCAAGCUGAAGACUGGAUCGGACCCCACAUCGUCGAGACCUGUGGCCUCGACGAAGAAAGCAGCUGACCACAAACCUACGCAUGAGGCUGGGGCUUCUGCCAGCUCGUCACAUCCCCCGGACCGCGUUGUGAGAUCGUCGCCGAUUCGGCCGCGGCGGAGAGAUAAGCCCUUGCACGAAGUUAUGUCUACUGUUGAGGAAGAGAGGAUCGUGCCUCGCUCAGAAUACGAUUCGGCCCCCGAGAAAGAACCGGAGACCCCUAAAACCCGCGUGGCGCGGCCCAGAGCUACCAAAUCCGACGAUCGAAUCAUCGGGGACUCGGAUGAUGAACUACCGACACCAACUGCACCUGCCAGUACGGCCCACUCAGGCGAUCGCCCUAGGCUUUCUACCCGAAGAGCUGCGGACAUGGACUUCGUUAUUGCUUAUGAGACACCAUCGAAGCCCAAGCCGAAGAGUAAGAGUGUCAGGAACACACCGCUCCGUUCGCCUAGGAAGCCCGAGCCGAGUGCGUCGUUUCGGACGGAAACAGCCGGAGGCUCUGACCCGGACCCGGGGGCGGAGCUGUCCCAAGACUCGGAGGCCUUCACUCAGACGAACCCCAUAAUCGACGACGACGAGAAAAACGCUAUUCUUGAAUUAUUUUUGGCGCGGCCGUCGGUAAUCGAGAGGAAAAGAGAGGUACUGCGAGGGAAGAUGCAACAAAACAAGGAUGCCUAUAAACAGUCCUUGAAGAAUGGGGACCUCGAGCCUAGAGGUCGCCUGAAGCGGGAGAAAGAGAGGUUGACGAAGCAGCAGGCAGCCUUGGAUGCCCUUUCUAACGAAUAUCGCUCGUACGAGGAGGUCCAAGUAAAGAAGGACGCCCUGAUUUCGCGAAUAUCGGAUGCUUACGACCAAGACUUGGAUACUCAGGACGACGAGUCACGGCUUGAGGAGCUAGAAGGUUUGCUUAAGGAACGCCAAUUAUCCUUAAGAAAUAGUCUCGUGAAGGCCGGCGUCGACGAUAGGAACUUGUUUAAGGCCGCUGACCAUUAUUCCUACCCUAUUGUGCAAGCAACCCAACCAACCAAACCCACCCCCUCGACGAGUUUGUCUCGAGACCCAGCGCUGGUCCCACAAGGCAGCACCCAGAUUAUCCUCCAAACCCAACUCCCCGAGCACUCAGACUACGAGUCAAAGCCCCGCCACGGUCGAGAUGAGGCGCCUCCGAUGCCAUUGCAGAGUUCAAUGGGGCGGCCGCGCCGCCAGGCUGUAUCCCCGCUACCCGAAAUUGAGGAGAUGGUUGACGACCGACCAUCGUUCGCCUCGGCUAGCAGCAAGCUUGCGAGGACUCCGGCCCGCCAGAAGUCGACCGUAACCACCGUAAUUGCCGAUGAAGACCUUUACGCCUUCGACGACGAUGACGAACUACUAGAGGAUCUAUUCCCGUCCACCAGUCAUAGAGCGCCGGAUACGACGACGACCUACCCUCAGCCGACGAGUACGGUGGCCCGCAAGAGCCCGGCCAAGGCAAAACCUAGCCGGGGACAGGUUUAUCAUAGCGAUUAUAGUGAUGAUGUCGACAUGGCCCAAGCCGCCAAGGAGUUCGACCUUCAACAAUCGUUGUCGGCGACUAGGGUGCCUCCACCUCACCGCCCUGUGCUUUCGGAAACCUCUGGCAACGCGGGUGCGCGACCGCAAAAGUCCGCUGCCACGAAAGUUGCGGAUCCGCUGGUGACAACUCAUAUCCCACGCGAACUGAAGAAUCGUCCGUGGUUUAAGGAUGUGAAGAGGGCAUUGAAGGAUAGGUUUAGGAUGUCCGGGUUCCGGCACAACCAGUUGGAGGCGAUCGACGCUACCCUCUCAGGCAAGGAUGCAUUCGUAUUAAUGCCUACGGGAGGCGGGAAAUCGCUCUGCUACCAGCUUCCGGCCGUCGUUAGCAGCGGCGAGACCCACGGUGUCACCGUUGUCGUAUCCCCUCUCAUUAGCUUGAUGCAGGACCAGGUGGAACAUCUUCGCGCGCUGAACAUCCAGGCGGCGUCCUUCAGCGGCGAGGUGAAGGCGGCAGAACGCAGCGAAAUCAUGAGGCAGCUCCAAGAACGCUACCCAGAGCAAUGGCUACAGCUGCUCUACGUUACUCCCGAGAUGAUCAAUAAGAGCAAGGCCUUCCUGAACGGCCUGAACGCACUCUACCAGAAUCGGAAGCUUGCCCGCCUCGUCAUCGACGAAGCCCACUGUGUGAGUCAGUGGGGCCACGACUUUCGUCCGGACUAUAAAGAGCUUGGUAGUUUCCGCCGGAGGUUUCCCGGAGUGCCUCUCAUGGCGUUGACAGCCACGGCGACCCAAAACGUCAUACUCGACGUCAAACAUAAUCUGGGAAUCGAGGAGUGCAAGGAGUUUUCGCAGAGCUUCAACCGUCCCAACCUCUACUAUGCCGUCAUGAGGAAGGAGAAGGACAAUACUGUGUCCAUCGCCAACUUGAUCAACACGAAGUAUAAGGGAAAGACGGGCAUAGUCUACACGCUUGCUCGCAAAUCGGCGGAGAACAUCGCCAAGAAGCUGCGGGAUCACGGCAUCGCGGCCCAUCACUACCACGCGAGUAUCGAACCCGAGGAGAAGACGCGCAUCCAGAAGGAAUGGCAAGCGGGCCGCAUCAAAGUCGUCGUGGCGACGAUAGCCUUUGGGAUGGGCAUAGAUAAGCCUGAUGUUCGUUUCGUCAUCCACCAGUCUAUUCCCAAGAGCCUCGAGGGAUACUACCAGGAGACUGGCCGUGCCGGCCGAGACGGAAAGCCGUCCGAAUGCUACCUCUAUUUCAACUACGGCGACGUCAUGUCCCUUAGGAAGAUGAUCUCAGACGGGGACGGCAGCGAGGAGCAGAGGGAAAGACAGAGGAACAUGCUGAGCACCGUGGCAGCCUUUUGCGACAACCAGAGCGAUUGCCGCCGGGUCGAAAUCCUUCGCUACUUUGGAGAAUCUUUCAAAAAGGAGGAUUGCGGCGCGACCUGCGACAACUGUAGGAACAAUGAUGUGUUUGAGCAAAGAGAUUUUACCGAGUACGCAGUAGCCGCGAUAGGGCUUGUGCGAUCUCAGGGAAAACUCACGCUCAACCAAUGCGCCGAUUACCUGAUGGGCAAGAGAAAAUUGCCCGACGGCAAGCCAGGGGCAGAGCAGUUCUACGGGGUAGCUAGACAGCUACCGAAACACGAAGUGCAGCGCAUCGUCGACCGACUCGUAUCGGAAGACGCAUUGAAGGAGGAGAACGUCUUCAACAGGAAGACUAAAAUGGCUAUCCAGUAUUUCAGAGUCGGAUCUGGGGCGCGUGCCUUCUCGAGCAAGCAGCACCGACUUUUUCUGUCUACCCGAGUUAAGGGCAAGGAUAGUCAGGCGAGUGGGUCGAAAACACAGGCACGCACCGCCAAAGCAACUGCGACAUCAUCCAGGAACGCCGCGUCAAGCAACGUCCCGUCGACGAACGUGUCGUCACCGGUCCUACGUAAACAGCGUACGGGAAAAGGGAAGGCCGUUGCGACUUCGGACGGCGAGGACAGCGACGACGCCCAGGCUAGACACCCCAGCGGCUAUGCUCACGACGGGUUCGUGGUUGCCGACGAGGAAUCCGACGACGACUUCGAGACGAUGCCCGCCCGACGAUCGAAGUCUCGAUCCGAGCCCAAACCGAUCGGGCCUCCGAUAUCGCGCGACGUGCGCAUGAAAGACGCCGAGCUGAGCGGCCUGCACGACGACGUCGUCUGCAGCUUCCUCGAGGAGGCCAAAGACGCAGAGGAGGAGCUGCGGAACUCGAAGAACCUGCGGCAGCCGAUCUUCUCGGAGCAGCAGCUCCGCGAGAUGGCCAUAAGAUGGACCGUCUCGCUCGAGCAGAUGCGCCAGAUCCCCGGCAUCAACACCGACAAGGUGGACCGGUACGGCAGCGCGCUCCUGCCGCUGGUGCGGUCGUACCGCGCGCACUACCAGGAGAUGACGGACGCGGCGAGUCCGCGGCGCGCCGGCGAAGCGUCGGGCUCCCGCGACACGGUGGACCUCGUGUCGACCGACGACGACGACGAGGGCAUGCCAGACCUGGACCUGGACCUGGACCUGGACGAGGACGAAGAGGCGGAGGCGGCAGCGGCGGCGCGCGGGGCGGAGCGGUCGUCGUACUUCCCGGCGCCGGCGAAGCGCGCGGAGCGGCGGGGCCCGCCGACGUCCCGCGCGCGCUCGAACUCGUCGGCCCCGCGCGCCUCGUCGAAGGCGACGUGGUCCGGGGCCAAGCGGGCGUUCUCGGCGCGCAAGGGCGCGUCGUCGUCGGGAGGAGAAGGAGGAGGGGGAGGGGGAGGGGGAGGCUCAGCCAAGGGCAAGCCGUACGGCGGCGUCCGGAAGAAGGGCGCCGCGGGCUACCGGAGGGCGGCCGGCGCCGCGUCCGCGUCGUUCGGGCAGCAGGGCCGCGGCGGCGGCGGCGCCUCCGCGGGCGACGGAGCGGGCGGGAGAGCCGCCAGGGCGCGGCCGCACGGCGUCGGCUUCACCGGCAUCGGACUCAUGGAACACUGAACGCUUGCUCCCCACGGCCAAGGGGGCCGGGGAGGAGCAGUAAUUAUUACAUCUGGUCGGAGCGGAACGCGUGUCGUUUUUUUUCGUGCGUGUGCGUGUGUGUGUGUGUGUGUGUGUGUGUGUGUGUGUGUGCUGCAUGUUUAUACGUAUAUAUACCCCCUCCACUUCGCGGGAACAACGGACGGUUGGUUGCUUAGGCACGGUUAUAUGGGCUUUUUUUUUCCCACUUGCUUGCUUGUUUACGAUGCGUAUGAAAGGGCGCGGCCUACCUACCCACCAGCCUGUUCCGCGAAGCGCGACAAGCAGAUGGAUGGGGG
Messenger RNA from Durotheca rogersii, 5966 nucleotides. RefSeq lists its product as uncharacterized. Bases 154 to 5649 code for a protein of 1831 amino acids. The record is from RefSeq and is a predicted model, not a curated record. Gene Ontology annotation, molecular function: four-way junction helicase activity; ATP binding; 3'-5' DNA helicase activity. NCBI's taxonomy places the organism in Eukaryota, Fungi, Ascomycota, Sordariomycetes, Xylariales, Xylariaceae. The transcript has 2 exons. Gene Ontology annotation, biological process: DNA replication; double-strand break repair via homologous recombination. Gene Ontology annotation, cellular component: nucleus; chromosome; RecQ family helicase-topoisomerase III complex.